AUGAGCACGUUCCUCAAUGAGCGCUAUCGUACGCUCGAAGCGAUUGAGGACGUGAAACAGAAUGCCAACCCACAGAACGCGACUGCAGGACCAUCCCGUCCGCAGAAUUCCAAGCGAGUCAACUCCUUUGAGGCCCGAGUCACUCCGAAAGGCAAAUCGUGUGAUUUGUGCUCAAAGGAGAAUCACCCUGUCCGGUCCACUUCAAAUCCAACGGCAACAAAUUUGCAAAAUUUCUUUGCCAAUAAUGCUCAGAAUGUCCUUCUCGGCACGGCGGUCAUCAACGUAUGCCACUUGGGCACUACAUACACCGCACGUGCGCUUAUUGAUUCCGGGUCCGAAGCGACCUUCAUUUCUGAGCGUCUGUUCCAAUGCAUUAAGUUGCCUUUCCAGUCCGUGCGAGCCCAGGUAUCCGGGCUAAAUCACGCAGUUGCGGCCCAAUCGCAGAAGUUAUGUCACUUCAGCAUUGGUUCUCCGACGAAGCCGAGGCUCCAUAUCGAGACAUUCGUAAUUCCACAGUUGGCAGGCAAACUGCCCUCCCGCGAUAUGCCGCGAGCUUUCCUAAGGGAUCUACCAGCGAUAGAACUGGCAGAUCCACACUUCUACAAGAGCGCUCAGAUUGAUAUUCUAAUUGGCGCGGAUAUCCUUCCGUCAGUCAUCUUGAGGGGCUCCCGGCCAAACAUUUGUGGCUCACUCCUUGGGCAGGAGACCGUGUUUGGCUGGAUUCUCACCGGCCCCGUCUCCCAGAAUGUGUCGACAACUGUUUCUGCGUUUUCGACAAGAGUCGCCCUCCAAGCAGACGAACAGCUCGACAGCCUACUUUCCAAAUUUUGGGAGGUGGAGUAUAUUCCAGCGAAGCUGAUAAAGGAGUCAGACUUCGUUUGCGAAGAAAACUUCGUUAAGACUACUUCUCGUAGCAAAUGUGGCAGAUAUCGGGUGACUCUUCCACUCCGGAAGCCCGAUGGCAUUCAACUGGGUCAUUCCAGAUCUAUAGCGCUGGCUCAAUUCCUCAAGAACGAGAAUCGUUUGUCAAGAAACGAUUCUCUAAAGGAACAGUACAAUGCCGUUCUCCAGGAGUACGUGGACUUGGGUCAUAUGACACCCAUAUCGCCUCAGGCGAUUGUCACGACUCCCAAUUUCUACCUGCCUCACCACGCCGUACUCAAACCAGAUAGCACCACAACGAAGGUGCGAGUCGUUUUCAACGCAUCUUGUCCAUCCUCAUAUGGUAAGAGUCUGAAUGAUUUCCUUCAUUCAGGGCCCAUUCUCCAAUCAGAUCUCACGUUGAAGAUCCUCAGAUGGCGAUACUAUCGAUAUGUGUUCAAUGCGGACAUAACGAAGAUGUAUCGCCAAAUCCUCAUGGAAUCGAAGCACACGCCGUUCCAACGAAUUCUGUUCCGUACGUCGGACGAUGAGAUCCGUGACUUCGAGUUGAACACAGUGACAUUCGGUGUCAACUGUGCGCCUUUCCUGGCUCUACGAGUCCUCCAGCAACUUGCUGAUGACAUACGCUUGGAGUAUCCUCUCGCAAGCCGAGUCAUUUUCAACAACAUGUACGUGGACGACGUCCUGGCGGGGACACACACGAAAGAAGAGGCCAUCCGGACCAUUGCGGAAGUGUGUGCAGCCCUGGGACAGCGCUGGCUUCCCGCUGAGGAAACACGAGUGAAGCUCCAGUACCACGGAUUCUGUGAUGCUUCAGAAAGGGCGUAUGGAGCGGCGAUCUAUGUCCGUGUGGAGACGGCAAACAAGGUUUCCACACAUCUCCUCACUGCGAAGACAAUAGUGGCUCCUGUCAAGUCUCUCUCAGUGCCACGUUUGGAGCUUUGUGGCGCAGUCCUGUUGGCUGAGUUAUCUGCAGCCCUCCUCCUGAAUCUGCCAGCAGAAAGUUUCCAGACUUUCUUUUGGACUGAUUCAACAAUUGUUCUCGCCUGGUUGAACAAGCCACCCUGCAGAUGGACAACCUUUGUGGCCAAUCGUGUGGCCAAAAUUGUCCAAGCCAGCGACGCCAAGAACUGGUCGCAUGUGCGAUCCGAGCACAAACCGGCAGAUCUUGCAAGCCGAGGUGUCCUGCCACAAGAAUUGAUGCGUAAUCCUUUGUGGUGGCAUGAACCAGAGUGGCUUCAUCUCCCGUCGGAUCAAUGGCCAACAUCUCCAAGUCCCAUUCCGGAGACUCUGCUGGAGCAGCGGAUUAAGUGCAACGUCGUUAAGUUACCUCCUACUCCUGACUUCCUGAAUAAGUUCUCUGAGUUUGGCAAGGCACUGCGCACGUCUGCCUAUGUUCUCAGAUUCAUCGAUAGAAGUCGGAAGUUGGCAGUUCCAAGCUCUACCGUGGUCCAAGCGGAUGAGCUAAUACCACUGCAGUCCAAGCAGCAGGUUCCUUCCUCAAGUUCAAUCCGAAACUUGAACCCUUUCCUCGAUGGCAAGGGGAUUCUACGGGCCUGUGGGCGUCUGAGGGCGUCCCACUCGCUGCGUUAUGAUGAGAAUCAUCCAAUCGUCCUCUCGUAUUCCUCGUCCUUUGCACGACUACUGGUUCGAUUCACCCAUCGUAUAUCCUUACAUGGGGGUAACCAAGUCGGCACGCGGCUGAUCCGCUCCAGAUUCUGGAUUCCGAAAUUGAAGGUACUCGUCAAAUCCACCAUCAACUCUUGCAAGGUUUGCGUGAUCUACAAUCACCAAGGUUUGCGUGAUCCCAUCACCAAAGGGUAUGUCUGCGUCUUCGUGUGCUUCAGCACGAAGGCGAUCCACUUGGAGACAACAUCGGAUCUCACGACGGAGAAAUUCCUGGCCACAUUCUCCCGUUUCAUCGCACGGCGCGGGUGUCCAUACCAGAUGUACUCGGACAACGGGAAAACCUUCGUUGGAGCUGACAAAGUGAUCUUCUACGACUUCUUGGAAGCGACGAGGGAGUGCAUCAUCGCACAACACGCCCACAAGAGCCUAUCCUGGCACUUCAACCCGCCGGGCGCCCCGCAUAUGGGUGGAUUAUGGAAAGCCGGCGUAAAGAGUUUCAAGGCACUCUUUUACAAGGCGACCUCCGAAAUCGAAGCCUGCCUGAAUUCGAGGCCGAUUUCCCCUAUGUCCGAGGAUCCUUCGGACUUACUAGCGCUCACUCCUGGCCAUUUCCUCAUAGGUGGCCCUCCUAUUUCGCUGUUGGAACCACCAAUUAACCAAACGGCCACCUCCAUCCUCAAUCGGUGGCAGCGACUGAAGGCUCUUCACCAACAAUUUUGUUUCCGUUGGAAAGAUGAGUACCUGAAGGAGCUGCACAAACGGACGAAAUGGCAAUCCCCCUACACGGAACCUUCGGAUCGGUGA
Messenger RNA from Drosophila sulfurigaster albostrigata, 3315 nucleotides. RefSeq lists its product as uncharacterized. Gene Ontology annotation, biological process: proteolysis. Gene Ontology annotation, molecular function: aspartic-type endopeptidase activity; nucleic acid binding. The record is from RefSeq and is a predicted model, not a curated record. The transcript has 5 exons. NCBI's taxonomy places the organism in Eukaryota, Metazoa, Arthropoda, Insecta, Diptera, Drosophilidae. Bases 1 to 3315 code for a protein of 1104 amino acids.